Leishmania braziliensis MHOM/BR/75/M2904 is the source of this 1680-nucleotide messenger RNA. RefSeq lists its product as hypothetical. The record is from RefSeq and is a predicted model, not a curated record. The coding region runs from base 1 to 1680 and encodes 559 amino acids. Gene Ontology annotation, molecular function: chromatin binding; DNA-directed DNA polymerase activity. The transcript has a single exon. Gene Ontology annotation, cellular component: mitochondrial matrix; nucleus. Gene Ontology annotation, biological process: response to UV; error-prone translesion synthesis; replication fork processing. Lineage: Eukaryota; Euglenozoa; Kinetoplastea; Trypanosomatida; Trypanosomatidae.
AUGCUGUGGUGCAAAGAGACCUUUGAGGCGCACUUUGACCCCGCGGAGUGUCGUCUUUUUCCCGUUCAACAGCACCUGUUCGACUUUGUAGACGAGGCCAGGCACGACGGCGACGGCGAUUCCUCGUGCGCGCCGCAUUGGCUUUGCUUCUCUAUCGAGUUCCCGUCCGCAAGGGAUGUGUCGCACCUCCUGUCUCGCCAUGCGCCGACCAACUUAUUCCAGAGACGGCAAUCGUUCCCCAACUGCCUCGCCACUCAACGGAAGCGGGUACGCGAGGACUUCUCCCUUCUCUACGGCGCCACGCCACUGUCGCAGCAGAGCCGCAUGUUCCUCGCCGCCACCCUCGACGGUGUCCGCUCCAUUUUGUCCCGAGUGGAGGCCUGCCAGCUGCACCUCUACGAGAUUAUUCGCGAGGGAAGACCGUGCCACCUCUACCUGGACGUAGAGAGAGAGGCGAAUCAUGUGGCACUGCGGCCUGUCAUCGAGGUCGACGACGACUCGACCUCGUCCUCCGUGGAGGAGGCGGCUGUACUCGUGUACGUUGACGAGGACGUCGGCGGCACCCGGCGCACUGCCUUUCAGUGUUCCCAGCGCCGAUAUCAGGAGCUGCGUCGGCACGCGUCACAUGCCCCGGCUGAGGUAUGCGGAUUAGACUGCUCUGUCGAACCAGAUAAUCUCAACACCUGCGACACCUUGCUAGGCGCACUGGAGUCCUUCGUUCGCGAGCGGCAUCCAUCAUGGGUUCCUUCUGGACUCGAUGCUGACGUGCGGGGAAGUGUCUUCGCGGAUGUGUGGGUGCUGGAGUCUGUUCCUCUCCUUGGCGUCGCGGGCAAGUUCUCGCAACACUACGUUCUCAAGCUGCACGGCAGCAUGUUCGACUCCACCAACUCUGUGAAGGUGUUUGUGCGUGAAUUUGUGGCGCACAUGAGCGAGCGAGCCGCGCAGGAUCCACAAGUUCAUGGCGCUCUCUUCUUUCACAAGCCCCCUGUCUGGUACCCGGCAUUUCGCGAGUUAUCACUGGAUUACCCCCGCAACACACUUCCCUACCUCCCGCGGCGGUGCGUGAUUGACGAAGCUGUGUACUCUAAGAAUCGCAUGAUGCGAUGCGUCGGCAGCUGCAAGCUGGGCAAGCAGAGUGUUCUGCUACCUUAUCGUCACUAUGUCGACGGCGCUUGCGUUGAACACUUCGUGAAUUCGAACCAAGUUGCAUCAGUAUCCUUCGAUGUUUUUAUGAGCACCUUGAUAGCACAUGGUGUUGCCAGUGACGCCGCGUCGGUUUCCCUCCUGCGGCUCUCUGAGAAGGAUGAUGCAUUGAGGAGCACGCCAGCCCGUGCGGCGCCUGUGCGCGCCGGCGAGGCAUCUGUUCCGACAACGCUUGACCCAGCGGCACUCGAUGUGAGCAUCGCCGACCUCAUGUCGAGCUUGGAGAGAGUGUAUUCACAAAUUGCAACCUGCGCAUGCCGGGUGUCGCAGCCGCAGAGUCUCCAGGGCCGGUUUCUCAGCUUUUCUGUACGUGGAACGCGGUAUUGCCAAAACAUCGGGCGUGAGCACAAGUCGAACAACGUCUACCUUGUGGUGGAUUUGAAGCGUAGGACAUUUGUGCAAAAGUGCUUCGACCCAGAGUGCGCCUUUUAUCGAUCCCCACCCCUUCCUCUCGGUGGCACUCCCCAAGCUACGUAA